Messenger RNA from Limanda limanda (common dab), 2338 nucleotides. RefSeq names its product interferon-induced protein 35 (gene ifi35). Gene Ontology annotation, cellular component: nucleus. Lineage: Eukaryota; Metazoa; Chordata; Actinopteri; Pleuronectiformes; Pleuronectidae. The coding region runs from base 103 to 1233 and encodes 376 amino acids. The transcript has 10 exons. The record is from RefSeq and is a predicted model, not a curated record.
CUUCCUGCUUCAGAGAAACAGAAAGUGAAAGAGUGAAUGAUUGCCGAGAUCUGAGCCUGGACUGAAGGAAGCUGUAAGAGUGUGAAUUAGAUCUGAUAAAACAUGGACUUCAAUGCUUCAGAUGAGGAUUUCUCUCUUGUCAUGGAGCCUCUGAAGUCGUCCGAGGAAACUUUAGAGGGAAUCCAGAACUUAAUCUCCAAAUACAAGAUAACGUGUGAUAACCUGCUUCAUGAGCAGGAGGAUCUGGCCAACACGAUUAAGGACAGUAAGAAGAUGACUAAGGACUGCAAGAAGCGCUCCAUGAAACUGGCCAAGAGUGUGCAAGAGGAGAAGCAAUCCCACCAGGAGCAGAUGGACAGUGAAUUGGAAAGUCUAGCUAUGAUGGGUCAGGAAGAGUUCAAGCUCAUGAAGGAGAUCCAGGAUGUCCAGGCUGCCCUGAGGGAGGAGGAGGCCAGUUUUGAACAGCUCAAACAGCAGACUGAUGUGUUCAGCAGUGUGCCUGAGAAGAAUGUCGUAUUUAAGGGGAAGACGUCUGAGGCAAGCAACCUGCAAAUGUUUGACAUGACAUCGCGUAUCGUUUAUCCGAUGGUGGAGGGAACGGCACUGAUCACGUUUGAGGAGGAAGAGGUGGCCAAGAGGAUCCUGAGCAUGAAGAAGCAUCAGGUGAAGCUGGGUGAAGAGUGUCGCAUCACCGUGGAGGCUCAGCCGGUUCAGCUGAUACUGCCCAAGCUGGUGGAGAUCCACUCUGAAGUUUGUCCUCAACGUAUAUUAAUCUCCAACCUGCCAGAAAUGGACAUGGAGACUCUGUUGGACAGGCUGCAGCUCCACUUCUUCCAUUCUAAGCACGGAGGAGGAGAUGUGGAGCACUGUGAAUUCCUGCCCGACUCUGGGACUGUGGUCCUCACGUUCCUGAAGGAUAACAUUGCCAAAGGUUUGACAGAGAAAGAGUUCCACGACGUAAAGUUCCCAAAAAAGAUGCACACUGUGAGAGUGACUCCUUUUCUGAACGGAAAUAUUGUAAACCUCAAGAACAAGAUGGUGGCGUGCCCUCGGACGGUGCUUCUGACAGGAAUCCCCCAAGUGGGGAACGACAACCUGCCAGAUCACGUGGAAAUCCACUUCCAGAGAAGCAGCAAUGGUGGAGGAGAACUGGAAGCCUUUCUCUACAGCCCGCCGGGUCAGCAGACCACGGCGCUGUUCGAGAGCAUGCCCCCCAAAAAAGAGCAGCAGUAAACUGAUGAUUCAUUCCUGCGGCUCAAGAAAAUCUUAUGAAGGCACCUUUGUCCAGAUGUAAAGAUAGGACACACUUUAUUUAAUCUAAAGCUGCUCCAGACAAUCACUAAUUUCUGGACAGUCACCUGAAUGACUCCGAGUCAGUUGUAACUUCUCUUGCCAGCCUCCGAGUAAAUGUCUGGAAAAUGCUAUCACAGUCGGCUUAUGUAAAUACAGCAGGACAAUUUCUGGAAAAUUCAAAUUCUUUUGACAGUAGAAGACAACACUGGCCUCGAUGUGCUGUGAACAGAGCAGAAUUGAUCUGCCUCCUGCAUGCUCUCUUCAGAUGACACCCCUCAUCUGAAAGUCAAAGGCAUUUUACGUUUUUUGUGAACGCGUCUGACCCAGAAAAACUCCUGCCGUGUUUUUCAUGUGAAAGACAAACUCCAGACACAAUUUUCCCAGACAUUUUCCGAGAGUUCAUGCCGGAAAUAAGCUUUACAUUCUGUCAAUAUUUCUUGUGGUGGAAGUUGGGAUAUUAAGGAACCAAGUUAUGACAUUUCUAAGGGUUUAAACUGCAAAAUAUAUUCCAUUAAAAUAUACUGCUGCCAAGGAGUUAAUGUUUUGUCACCACCCAUUUGUUUGUCAGAAGGGUUAAGCAACUACUGAACAGAUUUCAAUAAGAAGUCCUUACAUAUUUAACAUGAAUCUGCACAAAGGUGGGAAUCCAGGAACUCUUUAAUCACUUUCUUAAACAUUGUGUGAUUUUACAAUUUUAACAGAAAUCCAAGGUAAUAACUCAUGGAUCUUAAUGAAAACAAAUCAGAGGUAUUUUUAAAUGUAUGUAAUUUGGUAGAGAUGAAUUGAAUUUGAGGCGAAUGAUGGACCUUGGCUGAUGAAUGAGUUCUACUGAGUGUCAUUCCAGUUCUUGCAUUAAUCAGUGAUCACUUACAUGUGAACCUCUCUGAGGUUUCUACAUUUUCUCGUCAAUAGGGUUUUUCUGGUAGUUUUACCUCACUCUUGUUGAGGGUUAAGGAGAGAGGAUGUCACACCUUGUUAAGCCCUUAGAGACAAAUUGAUUUGUGAAUAUGAGGAAUACAAAUAAAACUUGAUUGAUCGGCCUUUC